UUUUCUUUUAUUUGUAUCAGUGAGAGACUAUGUUUGUUUUUGUUCCAGACUUCUUCUAUGUUUUGGACAACAACUGAUCAACGCAUCUUAAACCAAAAUAUAUACAGUACCAAAGCAAAUCUAAAACUUUGACUUUUCUAAACGCAGACGCAGACGCAAAAAUCAGCGAAACCCCAAAACGAAAAGCACAGUAAACGCCUUUUUUACUCGAAACCACAACAAGAACACAAAAACUCCCAAGGAAAAAAAGAAAAAGAACACCACAAUCCAUCUCUCUCUAGCCUCUCUCCUCGAUGUCUGAUCACCAGCUUGAUACAGAGAUCAACUUCUGGGGAGAGACUUCAGAAGAAGACUACUUCAAUCUCAAAGGCAUCAUCGGCUCCAAAUCUUUCUUCACGUCCCCUCGUGGCCUCAACCUCUUCACUCGUUCAUGGCUUCCCUCUUCCUCUUCUCCUCCACGUGCUCUCAUCUUCAUGGUCCAUGGCUACGGCAAUGACGUCAGCUGGACUUUCCAGUCCACUCCCAUCUUUCUCGCUCAGAUGGGUUUCGCUUGCUUCGCUCUCGACAUCGAAGGUCAUGGCCGAUCUGACGGCGUCCGCGCCUAUGUUCCUUCCGUAGAUCUCGUCGUCGAUGACAUCAUCUCUUUCUUCAAUUCGAUUAAGCAGAACCCUCAAUUUCGUGGCUUACCUCGGUUUCUCUUCGGAGAAUCUAUGGGCGGCGCCAUUUGUCUUUUGAUCCAUUUCGCUGAUCCGUCAGGGUUCGAUGGAGCGGUUCUUGUUGCUCCCAUGUGUAGAAUCUCCGACAAGGUGAGACCUAAAUGGCCGAUUGAUCAGUUUCUGAUUAUGAUCUCAAGAUUCUUGCCUACUUGGGCCAUUGUUCCGACGGAAGAUCUGUUGGAGAAAUCGAUCAAAGUCGAAGAGAAGAAGCCGAUUGCCAAGAGGAAUCCGAUGAGGUACGGUGAGAAACCGAGGUUAGGUACAGUGAUGGAGCUUCUUAGGGUUACGGAUUACUUAGGGAAGAAGCUAAAAGAUGUGAGCAUUCCCUUCAUUGUUGUGCAUGGAAGUGCAGAUGCUGUCACUGAUCCUGAAGUGAGCAGAGAGUUGUACGAAGUUGCUAAGAGCAAAGACAAGACAUUAAAGAUCUACCAAGGUAUGAUGCAUUCCAUGUUGUUCGGUGAACCCGACGACAACAUUGAGAUUGUUCGUAAGGACAUUGUUAGUUGGUUGAAUGAUAGAUGUGGUGGAGACAAAACCCACGUUUGAUGGAAUUUAUUGUCAUUCUUGCUGUAAUGUUUGUAUAGUCAUAUUUUUAUCACGAAACUGUAUUUGGUUAAGGAACUAGAAAUUGAUGUACAAAUCAAUCUCAUUGUUUUUACA
This is a messenger RNA of Capsella rubella, 1376 nucleotides long. Its product is annotated as caffeoylshikimate esterase. Gene Ontology annotation, molecular function: lipase activity. Gene Ontology annotation, cellular component: membrane. The record is from RefSeq and is a predicted model, not a curated record. Bases 294 to 1262 code for a protein of 322 amino acids. The transcript has a single exon. NCBI's taxonomy places the organism in Eukaryota, Viridiplantae, Streptophyta, Magnoliopsida, Brassicales, Brassicaceae.